CCGUGUCUCGACAACUCUCCCGAGACGACGGCGAGACAAGGGGGGGAGGGAGGAAGGAAGGGGAUCGCCAUGGCGGCGUCGCCGCAGCAGCAAGGCCAAGGCAGCCAGGGCGGCUCCGGCGGCGGCGGGUGGUCUCCCGAGCAAUUCUGGUCGCUGCUGGACAAGGCGGACCGCCGCUUCGCCCGGGUGCGCGAUCUCCCCCUCCUCGGCCGCCAGGAGCCCGACGCGUUCGCCAAGGCCUUCCGCGCCUACACUCAGCUCUGGCGGAUGCAGCAGGAGCACCGCCACCGCCUCCUCGAGGCGGGACUCCGCCGCUGGCAGGUUGGCGAGAUCGCCGCCCGCAUCGCCCAUCUCUACUACGCCCAGUACCAGCGAACCGCCGACACCGCGCUCCUCUCCGAGGCGUUCGUCUUCUACCACGCCGUCCUGGACCGGGCCUACUUCCUCGACGCCGACCACCACCUCACCCCGGCCAAGCACCUCCGCUUCCUCGCCAGGUUCCUCCUUGUCGCCCUCCUCCUCGCCAGGCGCGCCCACACCGUCCCUCGCCUUGCCGCAGACAUCCGCGCGCUCCUCGACGACUCCAAAAAGUCAUUCCAAGAAGCCGAAUACAAGGAGUGGAAGCAUGUCGUGCAAGAGAUCUUGAGGUUUCUUCGAGCUGACUCGCCAUUUAUGAACAUGAGGCCGCUCAGGUACAGCUAUGCAUUUGAUCUGCCUCCGGACAAGCUUCCGACCGUACCGCCUACUGUCAAGAAGCGAGGUCUUGUCUUAAGUGACGCCAUACUAUGCAGCUACUACCCCAACGAGGUCAAAUUUACAGACCUCUCCAUAGAUGUAUUCAGAAUGCUUCAGUGCCUCGAAUGGGAACCAUGUGGUUCAUUUGCGCUAAACAAUGGUUACAGUGCCCACGAUGAAAGUGGACAAAAUCAACCCAAUCUCCUGAAGGAUCUAAGAGAUGCCGCACUGCCUCCAAAUCCACUUAAGACAAAUCUCAAUCGCCCUUCGGUGACACAUUUCCUAACAGUCCUGGCCACAAAAUGCGAGGAGCUUCCGUCGAAUGGUAUCAUGUUAAUAUAUCUUUCAGCUGCAGGUGAGAUGGGAACUUCUGGAUGCUGUCCUGAUACUGGUGAAAAGAUUGUGAGCAACUUUAGUAAGUUUGAUAUAUCCAGUACUAGUCAUACCAGUUCAAAGGAAGACAAAGAACCUUGCCUAUGGUUAGGCUGCCGAGAAACUGAGGGUUCAAAUUGCAUAUACCCCGGUGAUUUAAUCCCAUUUACAAGAAGACCCCUAUUUUUGGUGAUUGACAGUAGCAUCAGCUAUGCAUUCAAGUCUAUUCAUGGCAUUGAGAGGGGGGAGACAGCUGCCAUGUUACUCUCACCAAGUUCCCGAUCUGCUGCUGCGGGAUUCAGUGGUGAUUCAACUCGACACACUGGUAGUCAGUUUACUAUGUUCCUGACAGCUCCAUUGCAAGCUUUUUGCCUCCUGAUCGGCAACAAUGGGGCAGAUAUCAACAGGGAUGCUUAUAACAAGGCUGAGGAGUUAUUAUCAUCAUCCCUAAAUGAAUGGGCCACUACUUUAGUUGCAUCAUCUUCACUUCAUCCUGUUUGGGUUGAAGUCUUAAGCGAUCCACUCCUGAGACGGCUGCUUCUAAGGUUUAUCUUCUGCCGAGCAACCCUUUCCCUGUUCAAACCAACAAGCGGUAAGGCAGAAUUCCUCCCGACCUGCGUGCCUCCUCUGCCUGAGUCAGUCGAUGCAGAGAGCAUGCUCUCCCAAAGCUGUGUGAUGCGAUUCGCGUCACACUUCGGCUCUGCCAGCCAGUUCGCGCUUUCUGAGAUUACCACUUGGCCUGAUGCCGACGCCGAGGAGGCUGGUGCCAUCGGCUCAGCUGGCAGUGCCAACAGAGGUGUGCCUGAGACGGUCGGAGAUUCAGACAUCUCAUACUCGUCUACCUCAUCUUUUUGAUGGACGGCUAGGCGGCUCUGCGGCAGCAGCAGCGGCGCUACAUGAUCUGUUGCUAAUUGUUGCUGUGCCGGGCGUGCUCUUCUAAAGCUUUUGCUAUGUCAUCUGCCGAUGCGGACCCAUUUUGUAACUACCGGUGCCCCUUCGUGCUUGAUAUUACACCUCAAGCAGAAGUAGGAAUGGCUUAUCUUGUUUCUUUUUACUGAAUUUGUUAGUCGCUGGAACAUUCUGUUAUUUGUUACUGAGUUUGGAAACGUGGAGGGGCUGUGCGAGAAGAUUGGAAGUUUGCAUGGUUGAAAAUCUUUU
This is a messenger RNA of Setaria italica (foxtail millet), 2265 nucleotides long. RefSeq names its product protein SCAI. Gene Ontology annotation, molecular function: transcription corepressor activity. Gene Ontology annotation, cellular component: nucleus. The record is from RefSeq and is a predicted model, not a curated record. Lineage: Eukaryota; Viridiplantae; Streptophyta; Magnoliopsida; Poales; Poaceae. Bases 70 to 1962 code for a protein of 630 amino acids. Gene Ontology annotation, biological process: DNA-templated transcription. The transcript has 9 exons.